UGUACUAAAGCAUGAUUUGUAGAUCAGAGCAGGAUCUAUUUCCGUUUGCAAAGAACUGAAACUUAACUCCCACAGUAUUUGAGAGGUAAAAUGGCACAGAUACAGAAAGGAGUUCAGCUGGACCAGGACAGCUUUGUUUGUUCAAUCUGUCUGGAUCUACUGAAGGAGCCGGCCACUAUCCCCUGUGGACACAGCUAUUGCAUGGACUGUAUUAACAGCUUUUGGGAUGAAGAGGAGCAGAAAGAAAUCCACAGCUGUCCCCAGUGCAUGAAAACUUUCCCAUCACAGCUCAUCCUGGAGAAAAGCACCAUGUUAGCAGCUUUAAUGGAGCAGCUGAAGAAGACAGGACUCCAAGCUGCUCCUGCUGAGCACUGCUACGCCYGACUUGAACACGUAGGCUGUGAUUUCUGCACUGGAAGGAAACUGAAAGCCGUCAAGUCCUGUUUAGUUUGCCUGGCCUCUUACUGCGAGGAACACCUUCAGCCGCAUUAUGAUUCAGCUGCGUUUAGGAACCACAAGCUGGUGGAGCCCUCCGAGAACCUCCUGGAGAACYUCUGCUCUCUUCACAAUGAGGUGACCAAGAUGUUCUGUCGCACUGAUCAGACGUGCAUCUGUUUCCUUUGCUCUGUGGAUGAACACAAAGGCCACGACCUGGUCUCAGCUGCUGCAGAGAGGGCUGAGAGGCAGAGAGAGGUCGAGAUGAGACAAGACAAAAUCCUGCAGGAAAUCCUGGAAAAAGAGAAAGGGCUGAAGCUGCUUCAACAAGAGGUGGAGACCAUUAAUCUGUCGGCUGAUAAGACAUUGGAGGACAUUGAGAAGAACUUCACAGAGCUGGUCCAUCUCAUCCAGACACAACACAACGAUGUGAAGCAGCAGAUCAGCUCCCAGCGAGAAACUGAGCUGAGUCGAGCUAAAGAUGUUCAGAAGAAGCUGGAGCAGGAGAUCGCUGAGCUGAAGAGAGAAGCCGCUGAGCUGAAGCAGCUCUCGAACACAGAGGAUCCCAACCAGUUUCUACGCCGCUACCCCUCAGCGCCGGCACUCAGCGGGUCCAKACAGCCAACCAGCGUCAACACCCGUCCUUUGAGGUUUUUCGAGAUUGUGGCAGCAGCUGUGUUCCAGCUCAGGAACAAACUACAGAACWUUCUGGGACACAACUAUAGAAAGAUCUUACAGAUGGUCACUGAUAUGAGUGUUUUACAGUCACAACCAGAGCAGAAGAGCAGAGCUGACUUGUUUAAAUAUUCAUGUAAAAUCACACUGGAUCCAAACACAGCGUAUUCAAAGCUGCUCCUGUCAGAGGGGAACAGGAAAGUGUCCUUAACUAAUCAACAUCAGUUCCGUUCCAAUCAUCCAGACAGAUUCACUGAGUGGAAUCAAGUUAUGAGUAGAGAGAGUCUGACUGGACGCUGCUACUGGGAGGUGCAGUGUGGCAGGAUGGUUUAUAUUGCAGUCACCUACAAGGAUAUCCGCAGAGCAGGGGGUGGGAAUGACUGUGGAUUUGGACGCAAUGACAAAUCAUGGGCAUUAUAUUAUUUCCAAAAUGGCUACAAAUUUUUUUACAACAACAUCUCCWCCUCCAUCUCAGGCCCUGUGUCCUCCAGAGUGGGAGUGUACCUGGAUCACAGUGCAGGGACCCUGUCCUUCUACAGCAUCUCUGAGACCAUGACUCUCCUCCACAGAGUCCAGACCACCUUCACUCAGCCACUCUACGCUGGAUUUCAGAUUUACGGCUCUGGAACCACCGCUAAAAUCUGUUAACUCUUCUAAAGUUAUAUUCUGUCAUUAUARCUGCGCACAAAGUGUCCACUUUAUGCAGAUGACUUACAAAUCUACUUAUCUCUUAAACCAAAUAUGAGUAAUGAGGUUUUCUCUUUUUUUAGACUGCAUAACGACUGUGGCUAAGUAAAAACUUUUUUUUAAAUCACCAAKAGACUGAUUGUAUUUUAUUUGGUGAUAUUGCCACUACAGAUGUCAGUGCCCUGCCUUUAAAACUGUCAGAAACCUAGGGGUUUAGAUUUAAUUAUUUAAUUUAAAUAACAAAUUGACUCUUUAGUCAAAUCCAACUUUUACCAUUUAUGUCUACUGACCAAAAAAUCAGUUUUAAAUCGCACAGACUUAGAGAAGGCCAUUCAUGCAUUCAUUAGUUCUAGACUCAUUUUUUGUAAUGGACUUUAUAUUGUUGUCCCUCAGUCCUCCCUAAGAUGACUUCAACUUGUCCAGAACCAUCUUUUAACCAACACCUCUAAACAACCGCAUAUCAUCCCUGUUUUAUCCUCUUUUCAAUGGCUUCCUGUCCAAUAGAACUGAUUUAAAAAUGUUUUUAAAGCUCUUAAUAGCAUUGUCCCGCCUUAUUUAUCUGAAUUUUUAAGACUUGCAUGGUAGAUCCCUGAGGUCAUUAAAUCAGCUUGGGAAAAAAAACAAAAUUAAUAACAGAUUGAUUGAGCUUGUUCCAGUUAGUGGUCAACAGCAUACUUAUAAAACCAGAAUAAACUAUUUCAUUCAUGCUAAAAAUACAAGACUUAGAAUCACCACUCGAACCUUUGCUUGGAGGGGCCCGCAGACCUGGAACAAGCUUGACGACAGCUUAAAAGGUUUGAAAUUCAUCUCCAUCUUUAAAAAACAAGACCAAAUUGCUUUGUUUAUAUAUCUGAGACCACUUGUAGGACUUGUAAUGGAUUAUAAUCUGUGUUGUAUUUGGUAAAUGGUAAAUGGACUGAACUUAUAGAGCGCUUUUCAAGUCCCUCCGGACCCCAAAGCGCUUUACACUA
Austrofundulus limnaeus is the source of this 2768-nucleotide messenger RNA. RefSeq names its product tripartite motif-containing protein 16-like. Gene Ontology annotation, molecular function: protein binding; zinc ion binding. Bases 91 to 1758 code for a protein of 555 amino acids. The transcript has a single exon. The record is from RefSeq and is a predicted model, not a curated record. NCBI's taxonomy places the organism in Eukaryota, Metazoa, Chordata, Actinopteri, Cyprinodontiformes, Rivulidae.